Molecule: messenger RNA, 1728 nt
Organism: Phyllostomus hastatus (greater spear-nosed bat)
Lineage: Eukaryota; Metazoa; Chordata; Mammalia; Chiroptera; Phyllostomidae
Gene: TAFA3
Product: TAFA chemokine like family member 3
Exons: 6
Coding region: 370-771 (133 amino acids)
Biological process (GO): neuroblast differentiation; regulation of neuroblast proliferation; positive regulation of microglial cell activation
Molecular function (GO): receptor ligand activity
Source: RefSeq, a predicted model, not a curated record
GCGACUGCGCGCUCCCGGGCCAGCGGGCGGGAGCCGCGGAGGGACCCCGGCUGCGCUCUGUCGAGCUGGCCGGGUGCGCCCGGAACUGCCCCCCUGCGCAGAGCGGGACCCGACAUGACCGUGAUGCCAGUUUGGCCAGAGCCCCGCCGCCUCGGGGAUGCAGCAACUUGGUGAGGGGCACAGGGCUGCGGACUAGACUGCUCCAGAGCUGGGCGCUCCCGCCGGAGGGCUCUCGGAGUGCUGGUCUCGGCCCAGAGGCGAGGACAACCUCAGGCCGGCGGGUGGGACCAGUGGCACCGCCGUGGGACAGGUAGAGUGAGUCUGAGGCCAGUGGAUGAACAGGCAGAAGCUGAGAAAUCCCCCAAAAGGAUGCGUGAGAGCGCCGCGUGGAACUGGAGCACAGGCGGCUGGCUGCUGGCACUCUGCCUCGCCGGGCUGUGCACCCUCCUGGCCUCGGCUUCCUUGCAGUCUCUUACUGCCACAGUCCCCGUGAAGCAGGGCACCUGCGAGGUGACAGCUUCUCAUCGCUGCUGCAACCGGAACCGCAUUGAGGAACGCUCCCAGACUGUCAAGUGCUCCUGCUCCUCUGGCCAGGUGGCUGGCACCACCCGGGCAAAGCCCUCCUGCGUGGACGCCUCCAUCGUCCUGCAGAGGUGGUGGUGCCAGAUGGAGCCCUGCUUGCCCGGGGAGGAGUGCAAAGUGCUCCCGGACCUGUCGGGGUGGAGCUGCAGCAGCGGACACAGAGUCAAAACCACCAAGGUGACACAAUAGGUGUUGGGGUCACCGCAUGGGCAGGACAGCUUGACUGGUCUGUGGACUGAAGCAUGGUGUCCAGUUAUCGGCCAGCAAACGUGGAGGUUCCCCUGCCUGGACACGCACCCCGUGCCACACACAGCGUCACUUUCUCCAGGGGCAUUUCAGCUAAGCUGCUGAGAGGAUGUGGACACAUCUCCAGCCACAUACCUAGUGUUGUGCUGGGCUCUCCCUGGGCACACAGAUGAAGGUCAAGGUACAAGGCCUGCCUUCAAGGGAUGGCCAGUCAAGCUGGAGAGUUGACGGACGACAAUCUAGAUCAUUUAGACUAAAGCGUGUGGUGCCAGACUGUGGCUUCCAGGUCAUGGCCUGUGGGCAUGUGGGGGUUUGGGGAUGAUAUUCCCACAGCUCUCCAGCCACCCCUGGCCACAGGGCACAGAGGCCAGAGGUCAUGUUCGCCACCCACGACUCCCCUCGUUCACAUAAGCCCAAAUCCCCAGCAAGCCGCUGACGUGCUGGAGGAAGACAUUCACCCCCACGCCAGCCUGGCUGUACCUCCUUUGGCUUGACUUGGGGACAAAAGGUGGAGAUGGAGCCAGACUGGCCAGCGAAGCUUCUGCAGGGGCGCCCCUGGUUUCUGGGCCGUUCCUUGGGUAGAGGAUGGACAGGACCUUCACUCGGCCGCCAUCCAAACACCUUGAGCUUUUGUUUGCUUGUUUGGACAGAUGAGGACAAGUCCCAGAGAGGAGAGGAGGCUCGCCCGAGGCCUCACAGCCUGGACCUCCGCUGACCUUCCCACUUAGCCUGCAAGUGGGAAUUUAACCUGGGCCUUCCUUGCUGCUUUUGUCUCAAGAACAGGAACCUUCAAAGAACUGGCUGCUCAGCCGCAAUAUUUUUCUCGGGAGAGCCUAGGGCAGGAACUUUUACCGAGCGAGGUCCCUGCUGUCCCAUCUGAAAUAAAACUGAAUUCCUACA